This is a messenger RNA of Sorex araneus (European shrew), 4260 nucleotides long. RefSeq names its product adaptor related protein complex 3 subunit delta 1 (gene AP3D1). Bases 64 to 3708 code for a protein of 1214 amino acids. The transcript is spliced from 32 exons. The record is from RefSeq and is a predicted model, not a curated record. NCBI's taxonomy places the organism in Eukaryota, Metazoa, Chordata, Mammalia, Eulipotyphla, Soricidae. Gene Ontology annotation, cellular component: membrane coat; terminal bouton; presynaptic endosome. Gene Ontology annotation, biological process: synaptic vesicle budding from endosome; synaptic vesicle membrane organization; Golgi to vacuole transport.
GCGCCCGGCGGGCGGCAGGUGCGGCGUCGCGCGGCCUCCCGGGGCUGCGGCCCGGCCGCCGCGAUGGCCCUCAAGAUGGUCAAGGGCAGCAUCGACCGCAUGUUCGACAAGAACCUGCAGGACCUGGUGCGCGGCAUCCGCAACCACAAGGAGGACGAGGCCAAGUACAUCUCGCAGUGCAUCGAUGAGAUCAAGCAGGAGCUGAAGCAGGACAACAUCGCCGUGAAGGCCAACGCCGUGUGCAAGCUCACCUACCUGCAGAUGCUGGGCUACGACAUCAGCUGGGCCGCCUUCAACAUCAUCGAGGUCAUGAGCGCCUCCAAGUUCACGUUCAAGCGCAUCGGCUACCUGGCCGCCUCGCAGUGCUUCCACGAGGGCACAGACGUCAUCAUGCUGACCACCAACCAGAUCCGCAAGGACCUGAGCAGCCCCAGUCAGUAUGACACGGGCGUCGCGCUGACCGGCCUGUCCUGUUUCGUCACCCCAGAUCUUGCCAGGGACUUGGCCAACGACAUCAUGACACUGAUGUCGCACACGAAGCCGUACAUCCGGAAGAAGGCCGUGCUCAUCAUGUACAAGGUCUUCCUCAAGUACCCCGAGUCGCUGCGCCCCGCCUUCCCUCGCCUCAAGGAGAAGCUGGAGGACCCCGACCCUGGGGUGCAGUCGGCCGCCGUCAACGUCAUCUGUGAGCUGGCGCGGCGCAACCCCAAGAACUACCUGUCCCUCGCGCCACUCUUCUUCAAGCUCAUGACCUCGUCCACCAACAACUGGGUCCUCAUCAAGAUCAUCAAACUGUUCGGUGCUCUUACCCCCCUGGAGCCCAGGCUGGGCAAGAAGCUCAUCGAGCCUCUCACCAACCUCAUCCACAGCACGUCCGCCAUGUCCCUCCUGUAUGAGUGCGUCAACACUGUCAUCGCCGUUCUCAUCUCGCUGUCUUCCGGCAUGCCCAACCACAGUGCCAGCAUCCAGCUUUGCGUUCAGAAGUUGAGGAUAUUGAUUGAGGACUCGGAUCAGAACUUGAAGUACCUGGGCCUCCUGGCCAUGUCCAAGAUCCUGCGGACACACCCCAAGUCUGUGCAGGCGCACAAGGACCUGGUCCUGCAGUGUCUGGACGACAAGGACGAGUCCAUCCGCCUGCGGGCCCUGGACCUCCUGUACGGGAUGGUGUCCAAGAAGAACCUGAUGGAGAUCGUGAAGAAGCUGAUGAGCCACGUGGACAAGGCCGAGGGCACCACGUACCGGGACGAGCUGCUCACCAAGAUCCUGGACAUCUGCAGCCAGUCCAACUACCAGCACAUCACCAACUUCGAGUGGUACAUCAGCGUCCUGGUGGAGCUGACCCGGCUGGAGGGCACGCGCCACGGCCACCUCAUCGCUGCGCAGAUGCUGGACGUGGCCAUUCGCGUGAAGGCCAUCCGCGGCUUCGCCGUGUCGCAGAUGUCCCUGCUGCUCGACAGCGCCCACCUGCUGACCAGCAGCACCCAGCGCAAUGGCAUCUGCGAGGUGCUCUACGCUGCCGCCUGGAUCUGCGGCGAGUUCUCCGAACACCUGCAGGAGCCCCAGCAGACGCUCGAGGCCAUGCUGCGGCCCAAGGUGACCACGCUGCCCGGCCACAUCCAGGCGGUGUACGUGCAGAACGUGGUGAAGCUGUUCGCCGCCAUCCUGCGGCAGUGCGAGCAGGCGGGCGAGGCGGCCUCGGCCCAGGAGGUCACACAGCUCAUGGCCGAGCGGCUGCCGCAGUUCGUGCAGAGCGCCGACCUGGAGGUCCAGGAGCGGGCGUCCUGCAUCCUUCAGCUGGUGAAGCACGUGCAGAAGCUGCAGGCCAAGGCCGUGCCAGUGGCGGAGGAGCUGAGCGCCCUGUUCGCUGGCGAGCUGAACCCCGUGGCCCCCAAGGCCCAGAAGAAGGUCCCGGUGCCCGAGGGCCUGGACCUGGACGCGUGGAUCAACGAGCCGCCGUCGGACAGCGAGUCGGAGGAGGAGCCGCCCAAGGCCAUGUUCCAGGAUGAGGGGCAGCGGCAGGCCCGGCAGCGGCCGCCCGAGGUGGACGAGGAGGAACUGGCCCGGCGCCGCGAGGCCCGCAAGCAGGAGCAGGCCAACAACCCGUUCUACAUCAAGAGCUCGCCGUCCCCCCAGAAGCGGUACCAGGACACGCCCGGCGUGGAGCACAUCCCCGUGGUGCGCAUCGACCUCUCGGUGCCACUCAAGGUCCCAGGCAUGCCCAUGUCGGAGCAGUACGUGAAGCUGGAGGAGGAGCGGCGCCACCGGCAGCGGCUGGAGAAGGAUAAGCGGCGGCGGCGGCGGAAGGAACGCGAGCCGCGGGGCAAGGCCCGGCGACACGGCUCGCUGCCCACCGAGAGCGACGAGGACAUCGCCCCGGCCCAGCGAGUGGACAUCGUCACCGAGGAGAUGCCCGAGAAUGCACUGCCCAGCGACGAGGAGGACAAGGACCCCAAUGACCCCUACAGGGCGCUGGACAUCGACCUGGAUAAGCCCUUAGCCGACAGCGAGAAGCUGCCCGUGCAGAAGCACCGGCACCCCGAGCCCUCCAGGUCCCCUGAGAAAGAGGAUGCCCCAGCGGCGGAGAAGAAGAGCCGGAAGCCCAAGAAGAAGGACAAGAAGGAGAAGAAGCACAAAGAGAAGGAGAAGAAGAAGGAGAAGAAGAAGGAGGAGAAGGAGGAGAAGCAGGACGACCUGGACUUCUGGCUGUCCACCACGCCGCCCGCCCCGGCCCUGGCGCCCGCCCCGGAAGAGCCUGGGGUCGACACCGUGGCCCCAGCCCCGCAGGAUGACCAGGAGGCCCCCCCAGGGGAGAAACUGGAAGAGGUGGAGCAGCCGGAUGCAGAGAAGAAGUCUCGGCACAAGAAGAAGCACAAGAAGGAGAAGGAGGUGCGGCCCAAGGACAAGAAGAAGUCCAAGAAGAGGCGGGCAGCGGGCGAGGGCGCGCCGGGGCCCCUGGAGAACGGGGCGCUGGACGAGGAGGAAGAGGAGCCUCUCCCGCCCAUGUCCAGCUACUCGCUCUUGGCGGAGAACUCGUACGUGAAGAUGACGUACGACGUGCGGGCCAGCCUACAGAAGGCCAGCCAGGUGACCGUGUCGCUGGUCCUGGAGAACCGCAGCAGCAGCUCGCUCAAGAGCAUGGAGUUCAGUGUGCUGGACUCCCUCAACGCCAAGCUGGCCCGGCCCGAGGGCGCCUCCGUGCACGACGGCGUCCCCGUGCCUUUCCAGCUGCCCCCUGGCAUCUCCAACGAGGCGCAGUUCGUGUUCACGGUCCAGAGCAUUAUCAUGGCGCAGAAGCUCAAGGGUACCCUGUCCUUCAUCGCCAAGAAUGACGAGGGCUCCACGCACGAGAAGCUCGACUUCCGGCUGCACUUCAGCUGCUCCUCGUACCUGGUCACUACGCCGUGCUACAGCGACGCCUUUGCCAAGCUGCUGGAGUCGGGGGAGCUGAGCAUGGGCUCCAUCCGGGUGGACGGCAUCACCGCGUCCUUCCCCACCCUGCUGGCCAAGAUCUGCUUCUACCAUCACUUCUCAGUGGUGGAGCGGGUGGACUCCUGCGCGUCCAUGUACAGCCGCUCCGUCCAGGGCCACCACGUCUGUCUGCUGGUGAAGAAGGGCGAGAAGUCGGUGUCCGUGGACGGGAAGUGCAGUGACGCCACGCUGCUGGGCAACGUCCUGGAGGAGAUGCGCGCCACGCUGGCCCCGUGCUGAGCGCCCGCCCUGCCGGCCCUUCCGUCACCGUGUCACUCCGAUCCUCCCCACUCCCUCUGGCCAGCAGCCCUGCCCUGCCCCCAAGGCCGCGGGGGCUGCGGGAAGCAGGGGGACCCGCAGGUUGGCCCUGUGGGCAGUGGGCUUCUGUGAAGUCGGCCCAGUUCCGCGGGCCCCCAGGGGCUGCCCCGGGUCCCCGGCGGCCCCACUGCUCUCCGUGUGUCCCCACUCAGAAGUGUGUCUGGUUUGGUGUUGUUUGGGACCCAGGUCCCCUCGUGUCAGGGAACGCUCCCCAGGGCGGCUGGAUGGUGGGGGGACCCUGGCCGGGCACCUCCCACCCAGAACGCCCCGCCCCAAGGUGACGGUCCUUGGUGCCGUUCCAGCUUCCUCCGCCGCUGUAGCAUGUAGUGUCUCUCCAGCCCCCGCGGUUCGGCCCCCCCAGGGCCAACGUGCGCCCCGAGAACUGACCUGCUACCGACAUUCCCGUCCAAAGGAGCCACGUCCCGGGCUGUACGAUUGUGUGUCCAGACGAUCCAAUAAACUCGCAAAGUCCGA